Messenger RNA from Vigna radiata var. radiata (mung bean), 1959 nucleotides. Its product is annotated as cytochrome P450 94C1-like. Gene Ontology annotation, molecular function: oxidoreductase activity, acting on paired donors, with incorporation or reduction of molecular oxygen; heme binding; monooxygenase activity. The record is from RefSeq and is a predicted model, not a curated record. NCBI's taxonomy places the organism in Eukaryota, Viridiplantae, Streptophyta, Magnoliopsida, Fabales, Fabaceae. Bases 162 to 1715 code for a protein of 517 amino acids. The transcript has a single exon.
AAAGAAAAUAAAAAAUAAAAAAUGAUAAUGUUAAAUUAAUAUAAAAAAGGUAGAUAAUUUUUCAAGAAUAAAUAAGAAUUGUAGCAAACGCCAAUGCCACUUGUCCCCUCAGGUUGCAUAUCUCUUCAUACUUUCUCUCCAUCAUCGUCAAUCUUCCAUCAAUGGAACUCCAACCCUCAUUGCAGUUCUUCACCAACAACGUCUAUUUCUCUUAUCUUCUCCUCUCACUCACCAUCCUACUUCUUGUCAUCGUAAUCGCGCGUCUUUCUCACGGAAAGAACAUCCUCUGCAGCUGCGAAACAUGCCAGGCCUACCUCACUUCAAGCUGGUCCCAAUACUUCCACAACCUCUGCGACUGGUACACCCACCUCCUCCGAACCUCCCCCACCAAAACCAUCCACAUCCACGUGCUGCGCAACACCAUCACCGCCAACGUGGAAAACGUUGAGUACAUUCUCAAUACCAGGUUCCACAACUUUCCCAAGGGGAAACCCUUCUCUACCAUCCUCGGUGACUUCCUCGGCAAAGGAAUCUUCAACGUCGAUGGCGACACCUGGCGCUUCCAGAAGAAGAUGGCCGCCCUCCAACUCAACAACAACGGCGUAACCUUCUUCGCCUUCGAAAUCAUCAAGAGCGAAAUCCAUGACAGACUCCUCCCGCUCCUUCACGCGUCGACCCGAAACGGCGCCGUCUUGGACCUUCAGGACGUGUUCCGGAGAUUCUCCUUCGAUAGCAUUUGCCGUUUCUCCUUCGGGCUGGACCCCAAGUGUUUGGAGAAGUCUUUGCCGAUGUCAGAGUUCGCGGUUUGCUUUGACUUGGCGUCGAAGCUCUCUGCGGAAAGAGCCAUGGCGUUGUCGCCUUAUGUGUGGAAGGUGAAGAGGUUUUUCAACGUGGGGAGCGAGAAACGGCUACGGGAAGCGGUUGAAGUGAUUAACAGGUUGGCCAGAGAGGUCAUAAAGCAAAGGCGCGAAAUGGGUUUCUCUGAAAACAAGGACUUGUUGUCGCGGUUCAUGAGCACGGUCCACGACGAUGACACGUAUUUACGAGACAUUGUUGUGAGCUUCUUAUUGGCGGGUCGCGACACAGUGGCUUCGGCUCUCACCAGCUUCUUUUAUCUGUUGGGGAAACAUCCAGAAGUUGAAUCGGAGAUUCGUGCGGAGGCAGAUCGAGUGGUUGGGCCUCAUGAGGAUCUCACGAGCUUUAAAGAGAUUAAGCAAUUGCACUAUUUGCAAGCGGCGAUGCAUGAAAGUCUGAGGCUGUUUCCACCGAUUCAGUUUGAUUCAAAGUUUUGUUUGGAGGAUGAUGUGUUACCCGAUGGGACGAAAGUGGAGAGUGGAACUAGGGUUACUUACCAUCCCUAUGCGAUGGGAAGGUUGGAGGAAAUAUGGGGCUGUGAUUGUUCGGAGUUUAGGCCAGAAAGAUGGUUGAAGGAUGGUGUGUUCCAACCCGAAAGUCCGUUCAAGUACCCGGUUUUUCAAGCAGGGUUGAGGGUUUGUUUGGGGAAGGAAAUGGCUCUGAUGGAGUUCAAAACUGUGGCACUUUCACUGCUUCGGAAGUUCCACAUCGAGUUGGUGGAAUCAUCUUGUGGAAACCCUCGUUUCUCCCCUGGACUCACUGCCACCUUUAGGUUUGGCCUUCCCGUGAAGGUUCGUGAGAGAGGAUUAGAACAACAACAACAACAACUGAACCCUCUCAUUCACCUAUCCUCUUCCUAGUUAUUCGUCUCACCUACCUUGGUGUUCAUUAUUUAUGGUCCAUAUUCCAUAGCAUGAGAUUGUUUAAAGCAAGCUUGUAUAAUUAAGUUAUGUAAGUUACAUGAAGCAUAUUGGACAGUAUAAAGCUCUUAGGCUGAGUUUAGAUUCUAUCUGGUUUGUAUGAACUGAUUUUUUACUCUAAGUUGGAUACUCAACUCUUGUAAUUAACCUCUGUCAUAUUGAUCGAUCUUGAACCCUUCCAAAA